Molecule: messenger RNA, 1585 nt
Organism: Sesamum indicum (sesame)
Lineage: Eukaryota; Viridiplantae; Streptophyta; Magnoliopsida; Lamiales; Pedaliaceae
Product: alpha/beta-Hydrolases superfamily protein
Cellular component (GO): chloroplast
Source: RefSeq, a predicted model, not a curated record
ACAAAAAUAUUUUUCAACUAAUUUUCCAAUUCAUAUAUAUAUAUAUACUGAAAAAAUCAACUCCCGCGAGCUCCGCCACCAACUCCAAGAAAAUCUUGAUAAACCCUGUUGGAUUCUACCCUCCAGGCUCCAGUAAUGGCGUCCGCUGCAUUUCUUCGUCUGCCGUCGUCAUCUUUUGCGCUUUCGUUCAAAUCAAACCGGCCCUUUUCUCCUCAAUCUCUUUGCGUCUCGAAAAACCUAAGCUUUACGGUCAAGGCAUCAACAUCGCUCGACUACUCUGCUCCAUCGAAAUCUACUUCCAUUUCCAAGAGCAACUCCAGCAGCUGGAAAUGGAAAUUUGAGGGGAACUCUGUGAAUAUCCACUUCGAGAGACUGGAAAAGGACGGAGCUGAUGAUCGGCCACGAAGGAAUAUUCUUAUGGUGCCUACAAUUUCUGAUGUCAGCACCGUUGAGGAGUGGAGGCUUGUAGCGGAAGAAAUUGUCGGGAAGAAUGGUGAGAUCAAUUGGAGUGCGACUAUUGUGGAUUGGCCCGGUCUGGGGUACUCGGACAGGCCGAAACUCGACUAUAAUGCUGGUGUUAUGGAGAGGUUUCUGGUGGAUUUUGUCAGUUCCCCUGAUAGUCCUAUUUCCAACUUUGUUGCAGAUAAUGAGUAUGUGGUCUUUGGAGGAGGGCAUGCUGCAACCAUAGCAGUUCGGGCUACAAAAAGUGGUUUCUUGAAGCCGAAGGCCAUUGCUGCUGUUGCUCCCACCUGGGCUGGUCCCCUCCCUAUUGUGUUUGGUAGAGAUUCAAAUAUGGAGACUAGGUAUGGCCUUCUAAGAGGCACCUUGAGGGCUCCUGCUGUGGGUUGGAUGAUGUACAAUGUGCUGGUCAGCAACGAGAAGGCAAUCCAAUCACAGUACAAAUCCCAUGUAUAUGCAGAUCCAGAGAAUGUUACUCCUAGUAUUGUUGAGAGCAGAUAUGAGCUUACCAAACGGAAAGGUGCUCGUUAUGUGCCUGCUGCUUUUUUAACUGGAUUGCUUGAUCCAGUAAAUUCCAGGAAGGAGUUUGUAGAACUAUUUGCAGGACUAGAGGGAAGAAUUCCUGUCUUGGUUAUGUCAACUUCAGGCUCGCCAAAGAGAUCAAAAGCCGAAAUGGAAGCUCUCCGAGGAGCAAAAGGUGUUAGCAAAUUUGUUGAAGUGCCAGGUGCUCUUCUUCCUCAAGAAGAGUAUCCGAAGGUUGUUGCUGAUGAGUUAUAUAGGUUUUUGCUGGAGAUUUGAAUCAAAGGCUUAAGAAAUUAUUCACACUUCCAAAAUGGUGGAAAACAGGAGAUAAAUGGUCAUCUAUAUUUGAUAGUUUAGCAAAUAGUGGCAAGUGCAGUUUCCUUCAACCUUUAUAUGAUUUUCAAAGUGAUUAUACAAUGUUGUGGAUUAAAAAUGUUGAACCUGAUAUAUGUAGAGUCACAACAUUUACAUAAUAAGUUCAUGGGAUAUAUCAUCCCAUUUUGUGUAAUACCUGAGAGAAUGAAUUGACUUUCAGUCACUUGAAUAUUUUCAGGAUCUAUUAAUUUUAUUAUGAGAUGGCAUCAAAUUUCACAUAUAGACAGUA